Messenger RNA from Colletotrichum godetiae, 902 nucleotides. RefSeq lists its product as uncharacterized. Lineage: Eukaryota; Fungi; Ascomycota; Sordariomycetes; Glomerellales; Glomerellaceae. The record is from RefSeq and is a predicted model, not a curated record. The transcript has a single exon. The coding region runs from base 87 to 779 and encodes 230 amino acids.
GCUGGACUAAGUUCAAGAACGCUGAUGCUCGCGACCAACAUGCUCGGGCUGGCGGUUGUCAGCAUCUUCCCAGGUCCGAGGAUUUCAUGGCCAAUGAAAUUCAGGAGCUGCGAAGGGAUAUGCCUCGACGUGCGAGCGACCGAGAGAAAUGGUUCUGGUUGUGGGAUCGUUUCUUCGCGGGGCAUCCUCGGCCAGAGUCACCGUACGUUUUGGAAGGUAUCUUGGAGCCUUUCAGCCUCCUUGCGAGGAUCGCCAUGCGCAAUGCAACAACUACGGACUUUUUCAACUGGACUCAAUAUCAGAUGUACCCGCCUUAUCAGCUACCAGGGCUCUGGGAAGGUGUUCUCAGCCAGUUACUCACCUUACGUCAUGAGCGCGCGCCUCUGUCUAGGCGAGUUCCACGAGAGUCACCUGGCGACAGAUCCAUCCUAGUCAGCGACGCGCACCUGACGACUAUGGGAUAUGGGCUACCAUACCCAGUUCAUUCGAAUGCAAUUAGCAACUUUGAUUUCCUUUUACAGGACCAUCCAGUAUUAGACUUGGACGGUGGUGUGGGUCACGCUUCUUCCUCGACCGCACGUAUUCUUGGAGAUGGAAAUCCUGAAAGCUCGUCAGCGAACUCCGUCAGUGUUCAAAAUAACUGGAACCCGUCUGCAAUCAUACACACAGACGAAAGAAUUUCUCGUGGAGUUGCGCCGCCGGAAACAUCCCGUCCGAUGGAAAUGGAGGACGUCUUCGACUUUCAAGAUGGGUCGGAAAAGGAAGGCCCCCCGGGGUAGAAGCUCGUACGUCCGAUCGCACGAGAUCGUUCGCUUGAUCGAUUGCAGACUUAUUACAGUGCUUUAUAUGAAGAAAUAGAAUGGCGUGUUGGCAACUGUCUGGAAUUAUAACGAUAAUCAAAU